Molecule: messenger RNA, 4113 nt
Organism: Capronia epimyces CBS 606.96
Lineage: Eukaryota; Fungi; Ascomycota; Eurotiomycetes; Chaetothyriales; Herpotrichiellaceae
Exons: 2
Coding region: 1-4113 (1370 amino acids)
Biological process (GO): regulation of ARF protein signal transduction
Molecular function (GO): guanyl-nucleotide exchange factor activity
Source: RefSeq, a predicted model, not a curated record
AUGGCAACGUCAGGCACGUUUCUGGCGGACUCGCCUUCCAACAACAAUGCCAUUGAAUCUGACGAUAUGGAGGAUCCCCAUGACCUCUCCUUCUCCUCCAACCAUAUUCUUCGGGCAUCUAUGGUGGACAAUCUGGUCAUGUCACUGGACCAAUUUUCUAUCAAUGCCAUGGACGAAGCACCAUAUACCCCGCCGAAUAGAAACUAUGAUACUGGCACAAGAGCACGGAGAAGGGGGCACACAUUCUCUUCUUCGCUUUCCUCGGAGGCGGACAUGCAGGACAUGAGGGCGGUACUACAAGCUCCAGAGACUGUCCCUCGCAUCCCUGGGCGGAACAGCUUGAGAUUUCAGAAGAAUCUACAACGACUCCCGAGCAUUUUCGGAGAGGAUGAAGAAUCGGUGCGCUCAAGGGUGUACGAUGCACAGCGCGCGGCUCAGCCUGGGCAUCAUAGAAAGAAGAAGCAUACAACUAAAGGCGGCAAAAGCCCAGCCAGCAGUGCGUCGUCCAGUAUUGAUCUUGGGCACCUGGCCAGUCUGUCUGGUCGGGUAGGUGGAGUGGGGGACAGACGUUCAAGGAGUUUUGAUUUUGGCUCCGGACAACGAGAGAUGCGCGUCUCAAGAAACCUCGUGCCUACCACUGGUGCACCGAUGCCGGUCAUAUCUCAAGGGUCAGAUUCUCAAAAUGGUCCACCGGUGAACACUUCUGCUCCGCCUCUCGUACGGAAAAAUAGCACCAAAUCUUCCAAAAGCACGUAUGCGAAGAAAGGCCGGCCCGGAGCUUUGGGGACCAAUGCAGUGAGGCCGAACAAUGAAUUCGUUCCGCCACUGCCGUCCAUGAGAAGCGUUCCCGCUCUCAAUCAUGCAGUGCACGAGCAGAAGCCGGGUUUGCAAGAUUUCGCAGCCGUCCCUCGGCCUGGUUUUUUUCGUCGUGUCUUUGGCUCCUCCAGAAAUCCCAGUGCGAGUGCGGAUAUUCACACACCCAAUACCCUCAGCAAACCACCACCGGGUCGGUCGACCCCGGUUCAGGACGAGACGCCGCGUCCGUCCACGCCGCCGGCUAGAAUUCCAAAACCGGCCCGUCAGCAAUCAACUGAUAACUCGGCCAACAAGGAAAAUCAACCCGUGGUGUCUAAGAAGAGUUCUACUUUCUUCCGUCGGAGGAAGAAGUCUAUCUCGGCCAGCAUCCCUCCGCCUCUGCCAUUGACCCUGAAUUCCGAGCUCAAGUCGGAUCCAGCACCUGUUGAUGGAAACAGCCCAGUUAGCAGUCUGAGAGCGUUCAUGGAUCCGUACCUGGUCGAAAGCCCAGUGCGUUCCGCAGGUCACGUUCGGACAAGCUCGAUGCAAGGAUUCCAUACCCCGACGUUUCCACCUCCUGCUUUUGGCCUACCAAGAGACGCGUCCAACCGGCCGAAGGGAGUCGGGCACCGUCGAAACCAGUCGCAUACCAGCAAUAGAACCUUGAAAUCGCAUACGAAGCAACUGUCCAACCUUCACAUCCCUCACCAGGACUCUUUCCUAGCAGAUAGCAGCAGCGCAGAGGAGCCCUCAAAGCGCUCCCCUUUCGAAGGAAGCCAACACUCCGAUGGAGAGCAACGUGACUUGCGAGUUCGUCGGAGCGUCAAUGACCUAAACCUCGAGCGUCCAAUCUCGUUAAGCGCGUUGCCCAACAUGUCUAUAGAUCCAAGGGGAAAACCAACACGAGAUCUGUCUUGGAAGUCGGAGAAAGUCUCUCCAACUCCUGCCCUUGUCGCAAACCCGCCGGCUACUGCUGCUGGUACGGAGCAUAUGAACAGACCUAGUCGCACCGCCAGACAAAUGAAACCGUUGGAGGCAGACCGAAUCGGAUCCAAGGGCACUCCAUUUGCUUCUACGUCUGAUGUCAGCGAGUAUCGGUCGGCCCCUACGACACCUCUAGUGGCUGAGGUUCAAGCCGGCGAUCAAGCCGGGUCGGCAUCCUCCCUUGCUCCACGGUUCGAUCAAUUCCAGACACUGAAUGAUGACUACAGGCAGAAGGCGCAACAGAUCUUCAACAAUGCCGAAGACGAAAUCGAUUCCUCAAGUGCCGGAGCGUGGCUGGGAGAGGCUGGCACUGAACGCGAACAUGUCCGAAAAGCAUACAUGGAGCUCUUCGACUGGUCCGAUCAAAACAUCCUCGAUGCGUUCCGAGGUCUAUGCGAUCGCAUCGCGCUCAAAGGCGAGACACAGCAGAUAGAUCGAGUUGUGGAUGCAUUUGCACAGCGAUGGUGCGAAUGCAAUACCUCACACAUGUUCAAAUCAAGUGAUGUCGUCCAUACAAUUUGCUAUUCGAUUCUCCUACUGAAUACGGAUCUCCAUCUGGCCGACAUUGGCCAGAAGAUGACCAGGACUCAGUUUGUUCGGAAUACUCUUCCAACUGUCAAAUUGGUGGCUCAGGGGUCAGAAGCAGACAAGACUUUACGCGGCCAUUCCACCACUCGUUCGGACUGGUCGUCCACAGACGCCCCGGGUGACGUUGUCCGACAGGCGAAGGAGUCGGUGAACGGGCCAAAUCAUGACGAGCGGCGAAUUUCCGAGUCAACCAUUUCCAACACCGAGUCGCCAGCACAAGGCGGACCGAGCAGGGCCUGGGAACAACAGAUGGACUCGGUGCUUAGAUCCUUCUACAACUCCAUCUACCAGGAGCCCUUGCCUCUGUCUGGCGCUCAGAACGAUGCACUGGGACAGUUCACCCAGUCAAACAACUUUUUGACCGUCGGAUCGAACAUGCUGCGGCGGACUCCUAGCGUGCUGAGUAAAGCACAUUCCGACACCCAUCGUGGGCGUCUCGCUGGAGAAAGCAGAUCCCUGGGCGCUCGAUGGAUGACAAAAACGAGGUCGAGGCCUCGCCUGGCGUCAGCAGCAGGGUUAGGCUCUAGCAGAACCAGUAUAGACGAGCAAUCCACUUGGAGUCCGUCAAUGUCAAGCACGUGGAGCAAAGCUUCGCUGGGAAAGACGCUCACCUCUAUGUCAGUCGACUCUUUCGGCACCGAGGCGGCCCCCGGCGAUUACCAGUCUUCGAUCGGAUUUGCAAAUGCUCUCAGUCAAGCCAUCAUCCGCGAGGACCAGUUGGACUUCCCCAUUGACGACGGUCCAAAAGCCGGUUCGCUGCUUGAGGAUGAGUCUCUUGAACUUUGUGGCGCGCCCUGGGCGAAGGAAGGUAUUGUAAAACACAAAUGCCACCUAGAAGGGGUGGAUAAAAGAUCCAAAGACCGGAAUUGGACCGACUGCUUUGCAGUGAUCGAGAGAGGAUGGAUGCGACUGUUUUCUUUUUCCCCCACUGCAAAGUCUCUGAGACACAAGGCGCGAAACCAUAAAGCCGGAGCCGUUGUUGGUGGUGGGAAUUGGCAAGAUAACGCUGAAGAGGUCUGGAAGUUCAUGCUUCGACACACGAUUGCAAGCUCAUUACCCCCACCCGGCUACUCCAAAGCGCGACCGUAUGUGUGGGCUUUGAGUCUCCCCACCGGGGCUGUGCACCUCUUCUCUGUAGGAACCCCAGACAUUGUCAAGGAGUUUGUGUCCAGCGCAAACUUCUGGAGCGCCAGGCUGUCAAAGGAGCCCAUGAUGGGAGGCGUCAGCAACAUGGAAUAUGGCUGGAGCGACGCCGUUGUCAACCGAGCCUUGAUCUCAUCAGACUCUUCAGGUGCGGUUAUUAACUCAACCAGUCCGCGACCCAGCACACAAAUGUCCAUGCGAAGCUCCUUGGACUACGUUGGUGGUGGCCGAGCCAAGCUACCUGGGGACAGGGCACACAUCAGCGAGUGGGCGCCUCCCCAGCAAUCCAUGUUUGCCUCUCAGCUGAUGGAGGUCGACCAGCUGAAGGCUUUACAGACGUACGUGAGCAAUGUGGAGGAUGAAUUGCAAAAGCACAAUGAGCUCCGAGGGCCAAUGCUGCUGGCAUUUUCUUCCAAGCAUCCCAACUCGACCAAAGCUAUGAACAAUUGGGAGAAGAAGAGCAGUUACCUUCUCCGGGAGAUUGUCAAGUUUCGCACCUAUAUUGACGCGCUUCAGAAUGCCCAGGCGACGAAAGAGCGGGUCUACCAGUUGCGGAGGAACGAGGGCGAGGCUCGCAGGGCUGAAAUGGACACACGGGUGUAG